This is a messenger RNA of Anguilla anguilla (European eel), 1096 nucleotides long. Its product is annotated as histone H3.3A-like. Gene Ontology annotation, cellular component: nucleosome. The coding region runs from base 519 to 929 and encodes 136 amino acids. The transcript has 7 exons. NCBI's taxonomy places the organism in Eukaryota, Metazoa, Chordata, Actinopteri, Anguilliformes, Anguillidae. Gene Ontology annotation, molecular function: structural constituent of chromatin; protein heterodimerization activity; DNA binding. The record is from RefSeq and is a predicted model, not a curated record.
UUUACUACACGAAUUAUGGAGUUUGGUGCACGCAUGAUCGUACUAGCUCUCACCUACCGACAAAUACUACUGACAGUGUAGCUUAAUGAGCAAUUAUGAAAUAAGUCUUUGAAAGUCGCGUUUUUCCUCUUGGCGAAGCUCUGCAUGCCCGAAUUGUUUGUAUACUGUGUUGUAAGGAGAUUCUUCCCUAUUUAGUGUCAUUGGCUGUGUUAGUGUUAGCGGAGACUAGUGGAAUUACCUGGCAGCCAUCUUUCAAUUGUGUCUUUAACCGAAGAUCUUCAAAUAGUGCUUUGCUGAGAAGCUUCAGAAAGAUGAGUAGGAAGAAGUGGGAGGGGCCUGCGAUGUGCUAAAGCCCUUUGAAGAGGUCACUGUUGAAAAUAGUGGUGAAAGAAGGUAUACCUUAGCUGAGGAGGUGCUGGGAAACAGCUCAACAACUAAAGGAAGACCUUAAGGUGAGGUGGAACGUCAUUUUUCCAGGGGACCACACCUCUUAAGCAGCUGGUGCAGUGUAGCAGGCCAUGGCACGUACAAAGCAGACUGCUCGCAAGUCCACUGGUGGGAAGGCACCAAGGAAGCAGCUGGCUACUAAAGCUGCCCGCAAGAGUGCCCCCUCCACCGGUGGGGUGAAGAAACCCCAUCGCUACAGGCCUGGUACAGUGGCCCUGCGUGAGAUCAGGCGUUACCAAAAGUCCACUGAGCUGCUUAUCCGCAAGCUUCCUUUCCAGCGCCUGGUGCGUGAGAUCGCCCAGGACUUCAAGACCGACCUACGCUUCCAAGGGGCUGCCAUAGGGGCCUUGCAGGAGGCCAGUGAGGCAUACUUGGUAGGCCUAUUUGAAGACACCAAUCUGUGCGCCAUUCAUGCUAAACGUGUCACCAUAAUGCCCAAAGACAUCCAGCUGGCUCGCCGCAUCCGUGGGGAACGUGCCUAAUCGCAGGGGUGGACAGUAAUGAAGUACAUUUACUUGAGUACUGUACUUACGUACUUUUUUUCAAGUAUCUGUACUUUACUUGAGUAUUUAUCUUUUUGGAAACUUAUGACUUUUACUCCACUACAUUUGAAAGAUAAAUAUUGUACUUUUGACUCCACUACAUUUCU